Molecule: messenger RNA, 749 nt
Organism: Annulohypoxylon maeteangense
Lineage: Eukaryota; Fungi; Ascomycota; Sordariomycetes; Xylariales; Hypoxylaceae
Exons: 3
Coding region: 93-404 (103 amino acids)
Biological process (GO): mitochondrial respiratory chain complex I assembly
Source: RefSeq, a predicted model, not a curated record
CUAAACGAAUCAAUCGCAUACCUCUCAAUUGUGCUCGCAAUCCUAUCCUUCAAUUACAGAACGACGUCUACGGCUAUAAAUUACUGGACGUCAUGGCAUCUGGAUAUGGACUCCAAGGAGGUCCAUCGCGAUGUUUCGGAUUCUGGCAAGAGCUUCUAGCCUGCUACGUAGUCAACACAUCUGCUGAGGAUGACUCUGGGAAGAAGAAGUGCGCGCCUGCUUUGGAGGACUAUUACGAAUGUUUACAUCAUAAGAAAGAGGCCAUAAGAGUAAAGCAAUUACAAGCUGCAUACCGAAAAGCAGAAGCAGCCUCGGCACGAGAGAAUGCACCGAGCGCCGGACAAAUAAGAAAUCUGGGCUUAUUGGGCAAGGAAGAGGAUACUAAACAUGUCCUUGGCGGAUGAUUAUAGCAUCUAUACUCGAAACCCGACGCUACCGUGUAUGUAUUUAGGCUCUUGACGUAUGGACGGUAGGGCCAAUUCGUCCUCGAAAUAUAUUCUUAUGAGACCGGUCAAAGUUGGCUCUGAGCAUCGGUACCGUCGUCUUGCUCUAGGCUCGAGCACCCUUCUUGAAAAUGGUCUCGUUUAGGCCUACAUUAGGAAGGAAGUCAGUUGCAUCAAAUGAAUAUCUUUGUUUUAUUCCAUUGCGUCGAAGCCAACUUCUAGGUACUUUUGGAACAUGAGAUGUUAAUAUAGGGUGACGGUAUUUAUAUAUCCCAAGAAUAUCUAUAAUAAGUUGGUAGGUUCGUG